This is a messenger RNA of Clonostachys rhizophaga, 504 nucleotides long. The record is from the annotation of a GenBank genome assembly. Lineage: Eukaryota; Fungi; Ascomycota; Sordariomycetes; Hypocreales; Bionectriaceae.
AUGUCCCGGACACCAAGGUCCGAAGAUACCGGGUUUAUCCAGCGCUCUUUGCAACCUCGAGACAACUCUGCCGAUAGUGCCAUCACCGCUCAAGUCGAGCUUACCAGCGCCCUUGGUGAUCUUCUGGUUCUCAUUGAUUCCAUCAGAAAGCUCUUGACUCCGGGGUUCUUCGAUGAUGUCAACUCCAGUAUCACCAACCUCGCUGACUUGCUGGCACCACCUUUUGUCAACAACCCGCGCACCAUCGUUGGCCGUGCUGGAACGCUGCUAGAUUAUAUCCAGCCUCUAAUCGACGAAUUCAAAGACUUCGACCUCAACUCCCUCAUCCAACUCAUUGCGCCGAUUGUCGUCCAACUCAGCUCCCUCCUCGAUAACGCAAGCAAGCUUUUGGCGACGGAUAUUGCGAAUAGAAUUAUCACGUUCAUUACAAAGCUCUGUUAUUUUCUGACAGCGGAUCUAUCAAGUGAUAUUUCAACUCUCAUUGCACAAUUGGCUCCAAGCUGA